Molecule: messenger RNA, 669 nt
Organism: Symbiodinium sp. CCMP2592
Lineage: Eukaryota; Dinophyceae; Suessiales; Symbiodiniaceae
Source: the annotation of a GenBank genome assembly
AUGCGAUGCAAACCGGGAUCACUGGUGGUCAUUGCUCUGGACUGCAGUAGCUUUUGUCUGAUGUCCCGGGGCACGACAGGCCGAAGUGUUCUCCGACCCUGGGGAAACUUGAUGCAUGAGUUUGUAUGCUCUGGCAAUGUGCUGUCCAGUCGAGUGGCUUUGCUGAUCUUUUUGUGCCAAUACCUGAAGCUCCGCUGGAUCCUGGAGCAGCCAGACGGAUCAUUCCUUCCUGACAUGCCCCACUACCAACAGCUUUGGCGUACUUUUGAGGUUUGGCAAGGAUAUUUCUGGAUGGGUUUAUUCAAUGGUCCCUCACCGAAGCGGCACCGGGUUUGGUCAAACUGCAAGGGCAUUAUCGAUGCCAUUUCAGAAAGGGCGGGAUUUAUGUCUCGGGAGCAAAUGGGCCAACUGCGGGUUCGGCUGGCCAACCACUACGAGGAUAAGAACGGUGUGAAGCGACACACGGGCAAACCAAAGGAUCUACAGAAGUCACAGCCACUAGGCUCCGAUUAUACAGGACACCUGGUGCUAGGUUACUGGACCAAGUUUUUACCAUCCCCGGCCGGCUCCUGUUUGCCCAGGGCAUACACUCGUGAGUUCGGCGAGUUCCUGGCGAAGUACUUUGUGGAAAUCAUGAAGGCGGGCCCCAUCACUACAUAUAGUCAUUGA